CAGAAGUGUGAAACUUGAAAAUUACAAUUUACUGUUAAAAAUAAUAAUAAUAAUGACGUAAAACCAAAAAACGAGAGGUCUAUUUAUAAAAGACUGGAUGCUCUUCUUAGUCAUUCAAGAGACCAUCUAAAAUUAAGUGAAAUAUUCUGCGAAUUAGAGAGAUCGUCCCUCAUAGUCACUACUUCCAUUUAAGUAAUAUAUUUUCAUUUACAAUCAUUGUAGCUCUUCUUCUCCUUUCAUAAGGUGAACGUGGUGAUAUCGGAUUGUGGACUGAGAUAAAUUAUGGGGAGGGCAACGUGGUUCGAAGCCGACGGAACGAAGAGAGGAGAAUGGACGGAGGAGGAAGACCGCAAACUCAUCGCUUAUAUCGACGUAUACGGCAUCGGUGACUGGCGUUUUCUCCCUCACAAAGCUGGUUUGCAGAGAUGUGGAAAGAGCUGCAGAUUAAGGUGGUUUAACUAUCUAAGGCCUGGGGUCAAGAAAGGCAAAUUCACUCCUCAAGAAGAACAAACAAUCAUCAGUUUCCAUUCUACUCUUGGCAACAGGUGGGCAACCAUAGCGCAGCAAAUGCCAGGUCGAUCAGACAAUGACAUCAAGAACCAUUGGAACUCUUGUCUUAAGAAAAGACUCGAGAGAAACGGAAUCGACCCAAUGACUCACAAGCCAAUCAUCAACCUCGCCGUCAAAACACAGUCGUCCAACACAGAUUGCGGUAGCUCUUCCUCCUCUAUGGCGAGUCCACCUUCUUCUUCCUCCCCCUCCGGCUCGGUCCGACUCCUUAACAAGAUCGCCACUGGUAUCUCAUCUAGACAACAUGGUGUCGACAGGAUUAAGAACAUCUUGUCGGAUCCGAGCAUCGCAAGCAUUAAUAGUCAAGAAGAAGAAUUUGAGCAGUUGAAGAAAGAUCAUGGGAAGAUGUUUGCUAGUGAUGAUCAAGAAGAAGAUGAUUUUCUGAUGUGGGACGAGGAGAAAGUGAGACAUUUCAUGGAAGAAAUUGACGUCACGAAUUUCGAAACCAACUUUAACCCUAGUUCACCACCACCUUAUGGUGUUUAUGAGACUGGCCUAUUUGAUAAUCAUCUCAUUUGAUUAAUCAAUGGUUUACGGUGUGAGCUUUAUCAUUUGUGUAUUUACCUACGGCACAUUUUUCAUUUCGUACGUUGUUGUGACAAAUUAAGAGUAAUAUUCAUAAAUAUUGUACCGACCAAGAGAAUAAUUUCCAAAAUGUCACGUCUCUAUAUUACAUAUAGAUAAUAUAGAACAUGGGUGCAGUGAA
Molecule: messenger RNA, 1276 nt
Organism: Eruca vesicaria subsp. sativa (arugula)
Lineage: Eukaryota; Viridiplantae; Streptophyta; Magnoliopsida; Brassicales; Brassicaceae
Source: the annotation of a GenBank genome assembly